This is a messenger RNA of Protopolystoma xenopodis, 327 nucleotides long. NCBI's taxonomy places the organism in Eukaryota, Metazoa, Platyhelminthes, Monogenea, Polystomatidea, Polystomatidae. The record is from the annotation of a GenBank genome assembly.
AAUCUGCUCUGCAAACUUGAAGGCUGGAAUAAACUUAGCCUCACCUUGACCGGACUUUGCGUUCCUCCCACUCUCGUAAAGGAAGUGCAGCAGUUUCAAUGCCCUGUUCGACAGACGGACACUCGCCUUCUACAGAUUGCUAAUAGAACCUAUAUUCCGUGGUGCUUGAGUCCUGUCUUUGAUGGUGAUCGACAAUGGACUGGACCUGAGACCUUUGAAGUUGAGGCGCAGUCCACUCGAGCCUAUGAGGUCACCUACCACCCCUUGACGAUGUCGUUGGACGGAAAAAAGCAUCAGGUGAACAGCGUUUCCUUGGCUAACUCAUGA